CUGUGUAUUGAAAAAGGAACCAAGAAUCCCCAUCUGUUGUCAUGAAAGUAAUAUACCACUUCCUUUAAAGGUGUUAUGCAGCACAGAGGAGGCUUCAGAAACAACCAUGAAUGCCUCUGAUUACAACAUAGCAGAUGGCGAUGAUUAUGAAGAUGAGGUUUGUGAGAAAGGAGAGUUGGUCAAAUUUGGAUCAAUAGCAGUUCCUGUCUUUUUUUCUGUUGUGAUCAUACUGAGUCUCAUUGGCAACAUUCUAGUUAUGGUCAUUUUGGCCUUGUAUGAAAACCUCAAGACUCUUAACAACAUCUUGAUACUCAAUCUUGCAAUCUCUGACCUAUUAUUCACUGCCGGACUGCCGUUCUGGGCAAUCUACCACAUCUGGGGUUGGUUCCUGGCAGACAUGCUCUGCAACAUUGUGAGCUUCAUCUUCUACACUGGAUUUUACAGCAGUGUUCUAUUGCUGACCGUUAUAACCCUCCACCGGUAUCGGGCCGUGGUCCACCCUUUGUCCAAGCAAGGCAGUCAGAAAGCCGGCUAUGCGGUUGCUGUAUCGAUAACUGUGUGGUUGGUCAGCAUAGGGGCAGCCAUGCCUUCGAUGCUCUUCAGCACUGUCGUCCCUCUCCCCCACAGAAACGGGACAACAAAUGCCUGCCAAUACAAAGACGCAGCAUGGACCAAUGUGAGGAACUAUCAACAGAAUUGAUCUUUUCGCGCUUUUCACCAGUCUGAGUUUCGAUCUGUAAGGAUAGUGAGGACGAUCAGGAGAACAAGGUCCAACAGGAAAAACAGGACUUUGAAAUUGAUUUUUGGUAUUGUGGCUGUGUUCUUCCUUGGUUGGAUACCAUACAAUGUCGUCAUUUUUCUGAGAAGGUUAUCUCAUCACUUGGUUCCACCAUUCGAUGAUUGCGAUGUGAGCACUAGGCUUGAUUAUGCAUUCUUUGUGUGCCGACUUAUUGCGUACUCCCAUUGUUGUCUCAACCCAGUGUUUUACGCAUUUGUCGGCGUAAAGUUUAGGACGCAUCUAAAAUCCCUCUUGUAUCGUAAGUCCUGUGACAAAAGUAAGGUAGAAGAGGCAUCCAAUCCAUUCAUUUAAUUAGAUAAAUGGACAUAAGCUGCUUUUUAAAUACUGUUGGAUAAAUGUUGAUUUCAAUCUCACUGAUUAAUAUUAAUUUAUGAAAACUAAUACUGUUCGAGAAAAUAAUGAAACUUUAAUGAAACUAAAUACGCAUCAGUCAUACAAUUACGAUAAAUCAAAAUGCAUUGUUCAUUGUAGAUUUUCCUUGAAUUUGAUACAGGCAUUUGCUUUUGUUUCCAAUGAUAAUAUUUACAAUUUCUCAUGGCUAUAUUGUGUUAUACAUUUGCAAUUCAUGUUGCCUGCAUUUUGAAGAUUAAUUGGAUUGUAAGAGGGGUUUAAUCUAAUAAUAAACACGUCAUAUAUUUUCGAUCAUUAGCUGAGUGCUGCAUGCAGCGCUCAACUAUUGUUCUUCAAAAGUUUUAUACUUUCUUUCUUUCUUUAUUAUUCUCUACAAACUUUGGGACCUAUUUCCUUCCUCAAUUUGUCACCUAGAGACUUUUUAAGAUAUUCUACUUUUAAAAUAUUAUAUAUUUUUUAACAUGGGAGUCAAUGGGAGUACUUCAAACUGUUUAAGACUUAACAAAAUCAAUUUUCAACCGUUUAUCUUCGUUCAAACCAUUUAACAAAUCCAAACACUAAAAUAUAAAAUCGAAUCUUCAAUGAUAUCCAAACGGAACUUCGAUAUCAUUUAUACUUUAUUCAGAAUCACAGUUUUAGUUUCAUACCGGCUUCGUUUUCAGUUGGUCUCAGGGUUAGAUUUACGUUGAUGCUGGAGCGUGAGGGCGUUCAGCAGUGUUGCCAGAUUGGGCGGUUUUUCCCGCCAGAUUGGGCUACCUUUGAAAGACGUUCAGGCAGUGUUGGCAGAUUGGGCGGUUUUCCCCUCUAUGGUUUUCCCCGCUUUAUUUGACUAUUUUUAAUCACGCACCUGCUCACUAUUCUCUUAAAGACACACACACACACACACACACACACACACACACACACACACACACACACACACACACACACACACACACACACACACACACACACACACACACACACACACACACACCAGCUGUGCAGGGCAAUACAUUUGACCUUUCAGAUUCUUCAGUUCAAUUCAUUUGACAUUUCUGCAUUUUUAGCAAUGCCUUGCGCAUUUCCUUCAGCUGUCACUUUAUUUAUUUCCAGCCAUUUACAAUUUCUUAAAUAGUGUGCAUGUU
Gadus chalcogrammus (walleye pollock) is the source of this 2277-nucleotide messenger RNA. RefSeq names its product chemokine (C motif) receptor 1a, duplicate 1 (gene xcr1a.1). NCBI's taxonomy places the organism in Eukaryota, Metazoa, Chordata, Actinopteri, Gadiformes, Gadidae. Gene Ontology annotation, biological process: G protein-coupled receptor signaling pathway; immune response; chemotaxis. Gene Ontology annotation, molecular function: chemokine receptor activity. Gene Ontology annotation, cellular component: membrane. The record is from RefSeq and is a predicted model, not a curated record. The transcript has 2 exons.